Exophiala xenobiotica is the source of this 558-nucleotide messenger RNA. RefSeq lists its product as uncharacterized. The record is from RefSeq and is a predicted model, not a curated record. The transcript is spliced from 2 exons. NCBI's taxonomy places the organism in Eukaryota, Fungi, Ascomycota, Eurotiomycetes, Chaetothyriales, Herpotrichiellaceae. The coding region runs from base 1 to 558 and encodes 185 amino acids.
AUGGACUGGUUCCAACAACUCCGACUCGGCAGGAUCGAUGCUCAAGCCCGCCCAGUCGACAUGUCAGACGUCACUCCUCUCCAGUUUGAAGCAUGCCGCUUCAAUGCUGGCCGACUGCUAGUCCCGAAACGGUACCUCGCCCCAUUUGCUGUCACGCGCACCGAUCUAGCGCUCAUCGAAGCCGGCGUGAUCUCCGACAACGGUUAUUUGAGGAUGAACGAUUAUGAACGCGGCUUCUGGGACGCAGAAUCGUUGCAUAUCACCCACAAAUUGGCGAACAACAUCUCGCUGGCCCUCGUGUGUCGACAACACCGCAUGGCGCUACUCGAUGUGGUCGUUCGCAUCGCGCAACUCACUGAGAAGCGCAUCAAAGAGAGACAGCUCACCAUCAGCCCUCGUCCAACAACGGGAGAAGAAGUGCGCAACUGGAUGCUGGGAAGCAUGGUGUGGGAGAUUUGCGAGGGCGUGUUUCCGGAGGUGGUCGCUGCGAGAUAUGCGUUUAGUGUAAGGGAUAUGGCCUUGUGCAUCGCACAGUGGGGCCUGGCGAUGAAGGGGUAG